UGAGACUUACAGGGCACACUAGAAUCGACCGUUUCUUGUUAUUUCUUAAGGACCUCCUUCCCUCCCGUGGCCCCUGCAUUUGUUUGCAGUUAGCAGUUCGUGCGUUUCUUUUCCUUUUAUCUCCCAAAUAAGUGAGAAGAGGAACCAAAUCACAGAGAGAGUGAAAAAAGCUAAAGAAAACCAAUUGGAAAAAGGGCAUGUUCUACUCACAGUGCCUCCUAUCAAGGAAGGGGCCUUUGGGCGCCAUUUGGGUUGCCGCUUACUCUUUCAAAAAGCUCAAGAAGGCGCAGGUCACUCAGACUGACAUCUCCUCCUCUGUUGAUAAAAUUUUGCAGGAUGAAUGGGAUGUUGUUGCGUACAGGGUUCUCGCCUACCUUCUUCUUGGUGUCGUUCGAAUAUACUCGAAAAAGGUUGAAUAUCUGUUCAAUGAUUGUAAUGAAGUGCUGAUUAAAAUCAACAAAUUUGUGGUUAGUACAAAAAAGAAUGCAGAUGCAGACAAGCUGUGGGCGCCUAAUUACUCUGUUACUCUACCUGAUAGAUUUGAACUUGAUGCUUUUGAUCUGGGGAUCCUUGAAGUUGCAGAUGUCAGUGGAUGCAAUGUGGUGUCCCAUGAAGAUAUCACACUUAAAGAUUGUGCAAAGGGGAAUGGAAUUGGACAAUUUUAUUCAGAAAUGUAUGAUUAUGAGGAAUUUGGUGUCUGUGACAAUACUUCCUCUGCUGAUUUCACCCCAAUCAAAGAUGUACUUUCAUCUUACAUGUUGAACUUUGACAUGGAGUUAAGAACAUCAAGUAAUGGAGCCAACUCAGAAGCAUUUAUAGAGUUUCAAGGGAACAGGUUCUCUCAAGAAGAAUGCGCAGACCUAGAAACAUUUUGUGGAGUUCAGGAAGAACCUCCAAACCAAGUUAUUUCAUAUGGAGAAGAUCAAGAAACUAAUAGAGAGCAGAUAAAGGCUCCAGAUAUAGCACCGUCUGAAUAUGGAAUUCAAGGAGAAUCAAGCAUGGAAAAGAUUCAAGACCUUACGUUGUCUCAGGAAGGUUUGAACCUUGAGACAGUCUAUUCAGUCUAUGGGACUGAGAGAGAACCUUCCUACUAUGUUAGAUCAUCCAGUGAAGAUCAUCAAAUUGAUCGUGAGGAGAUUAUGGAACCAGAGUUGGUGCAACCAGAAAAUCAGACGUGUCAGAUUAUAAGACAAGACAAUAAUCUAAUUGCCUCAGAAGCUAACAUGGAAAAACUGCUAAGAUGUACAGUUUCUCAAGAAGAGUACAUGGACCUUGAUAUGUUUCUUGGGGCGAAGCAAUCUCGAGAACUUGUUUGUUCAUCUGGUGAAGAGAAUCAUAUUGACAGAGAGCCAAUAAAAUUGCCAGAGACGAGUUCGCCAAAAAGUAUAGAACACCAAAUUAUUGUGCAAGAAGAUCCCGAUCCUCUCUCUGUUGAAUAUGAUGGAACUCCUGGUGCCAAGCUCCCCGGUGCUUUAGGUAUUACUACACCAAAGUUUAUGGUUAUUCGUACACCAGCUACUAAGGAAUAUGCUCGAAUUUCUAGGAAAAGAAAAUGUGUCAUUGAUGAUAUGACAGUGCUGCCUAAUGAGGUAAUCCGGCGAAGCAUACAUGAUGCAAGUGACUUGGUUUCUAAAAGAAGAAAAGUUCCUCAAACUGCCCUUGCUGUUUGGAAAGCCUGUCAAAUUGGAAUUCUAACCCAUGAUUUAUUGGAGCCAUUGCUACCUGCUGGUGUUUCACAAGAACUUAAAUCCCUGUCCUGCAAAAGGAAAUUAAAGAUUGUAGAACCUGCUGAAACUGUUGGAACUCCAGAAAAGUUAGAUGUGUUGGAAUCUCCAAGUGUUGGUAGGUCAGAGCAAAUAGAAAUUGCACCAGAAACGCCUGUUCGUCGCUCACAAUCAAUGAAAUCAUUUGACAGUCCAAACAGCCCUGAAGCUCAUGAUGUGGAUAUAGUAAGACCUGAGCCAUCUGGAAGGAUAGAGGAAGAGCCAUGCCUGAGCAGGGAGCAAGCUGACCCACCUGAAAGUUUAGAAGAAGUACCAUUUUUGGACAGGGAUAUAUUAGGACCUGGGCCAUCUGGAAGGAUAGAGAAAGAGUCAUUCCUGAGGGAUCAAGCUGACCCAUCUGGAACUGUAGAAGAAGUACCAUUUCUGGGCAGGGAUCAAGAACAUGAUUUCAAUCUGCUGAACGAGGAGAUUGAUUUAUGCGAAGAAGCUAACCCUGAAGUGGAUGGAUGGUCAGGAAGAACCAGAGUAGUUGCAAGGUACUUGCAGAGACACUUUCCGAAUCGUAAAAAACGAGGAGAGGAGGAAGUGAACUUGUUGCAGGUUUCAGAAGGAAGAACUAAGAGAGAAAGUGCAAGGCUAUUUUAUGAGAUACUGGUGUUGAAAACUAAAGGGUACGUGGAUGUGAAGCAAGAUGAUGCGUAUGGUGAUAUUCUGAUCUGGAAACGCCCCAUCUGGGACCAAACGUGGGGAGACGAUAUGGUUAACAGAGGCACCUCUAAAACUAUGUAUUUAUGCGCAUAGAAUUUUCUAUGCUGCAUAAAUUGUAUACCACCACCACAGUAGGUUUUUUUGUACGAAGUUAAUUAGUCAUGUAAAGUUAGCCUCUAUUUUGAGUGGCUUUUCCUUAGAACAAUGUCAGAAAGACGGGCAUGUGAUAAUGCCCCCAACAAAAUAAAGUUUCAAAACUUUCAU
Molecule: messenger RNA, 2696 nt
Organism: Prunus avium (sweet cherry)
Lineage: Eukaryota; Viridiplantae; Streptophyta; Magnoliopsida; Rosales; Rosaceae
Gene: SYN2
Product: Rad21/Rec8-like family protein
Biological process (GO): sister chromatid cohesion; replication-born double-strand break repair via sister chromatid exchange
Cellular component (GO): cohesin complex
Molecular function (GO): chromatin binding; protein binding
Source: RefSeq, a predicted model, not a curated record